AUGUCGCAGGGCAAGUUCCGUUCCGAGAAGGACACCUUCGGUCCUCUCCAGGUGCCCGCCGACCGCUACUGGGGUGCUCAGACCCAGCGAUCGCUCCAAAACUUUGACAUUGGCGGACCUCAGGAGCGCAUGCCCGAGCCCCUCAUCGAAGCCUUUGGUGUGCUCAAGAAGGCAGCUGCCACCGUCAACAAGUCGUUCGGUCUCGAUCCCAAGGUCGCCGAUGCCAUCUGCCAGGCUGCCGACGAGGUGAUCGGCGGCAAGCUGCACGGCCACUUCCCCCUGGUCGUCUUCCAGACCGGCUCAGGUACCCAGACCAACAUGAACGUCAACGAGGUCAUCAGCAACCGUGCCAUCGAGAUCCUCGGCGGUGAACUCGGAAGCAAGAAGCCCGUCCACCCCAACGACCACGUCAACAUGAGCCAGUCGUCCAACGACACCUUCCCCACCGCCAUGCACGUCGCCUCGGUCACGCAGAUCACCAAGUCGCUCAUCCCUGCUCUCGAGGAGCUCCGCGCUGCCCUCGACGCCAAGCGUGCCGAGUUUGACGACAUCAUCAAGAUCGGCCGCACUCACUUGCAGGACGCCACCCCGCUGACCCUCGGCCAGGAGUUCUCCGGCUAUGUCAAGCAGGUUGACAACGGCAUUGAGCGCGUCAAGGGCGUCAUCCCUCGCCUCUCGCAGCUCGCCCAAGGAGGUACCGCCGUAGGAACCGGUCUCAACACCUACAUCGGUUUCGACAAGAAGGUGGCCGCCGAGAUCUCCAACAUCACCGGCUUGCACUUCGAGACCGCCGAGAACAAGUUCGAGGCUCUCGCUGCUCACGAUGCCAUUGUCGAGGCUAGCGGUGCGCUCAACACCGUAGCGGUUUCCAUGAUGAAGAUCGCCAACGACAUUCGAUACCUGGGAUCUGGACCUAGGUGUGGGUUGGGAGAGUUGAGCUUGCCGGAGAACGAGCCUGGAUCGUCGAUCAUGCCGGGUAAGGUGAACCCUACGCAGUGCGAGGCUCUCACCAUGGUAGCUGCGCAGGUGAUGGGUAACAACACCACCAUUUCCGUCGCCGGUUCGUACGGUCAGUUUGAACUCAACGUCUUCAAACCCGUUUUGAUCAAGAACCUCCUCCAGUCCAUCCGUCUGUUGGCCGAUGGUGCCCGUUCCUUCACCAAGAACUGCGUCGUCGGCAUCGAGGCUAACAGGGAUACCAUCAACAAGAUCCUCAACGAGAGUCUCAUGCUGGCUACCAUCUUGAACUCGCACCUCGGUUACGAUAACGUGGCAGCGGCAGCGAAGAAGGCCCACAAGGAAGGGACCAAGUUGGUGGAGGCAACCGUGGCGUUGGGUUUCAUGACCGAGGAGGAGUUCAAGAAGAUCGUCAGGCCAGAGUUUAUGCUCGGCCCUACCGAGUACAAGGGUAAGAACUGA
Pseudozyma hubeiensis SY62 is the source of this 1419-nucleotide messenger RNA. RefSeq lists its product as hypothetical. The record is from RefSeq and is a predicted model, not a curated record. Gene Ontology annotation, biological process: tricarboxylic acid cycle; fumarate metabolic process; malate metabolic process. Gene Ontology annotation, cellular component: mitochondrion; tricarboxylic acid cycle heteromeric enzyme complex. Gene Ontology annotation, molecular function: fumarate hydratase activity. Lineage: Eukaryota; Fungi; Basidiomycota; Ustilaginomycetes; Ustilaginales; Ustilaginaceae. The transcript has a single exon. The coding region runs from base 1 to 1419 and encodes 472 amino acids.